CUUCCUGUUGAAAUAACGCGGAGCACUGCCGUUUAUCUCACAAUCGAAAGUAACCUGUAGAAAACAAAUAUUUUUGUCACUGGUUAAUCAUAGUGUGUGAGACAAAAUGGUGCGUUUAACUGCACAACUGAUUAACAUGUCAGCGCAAAAACACAAUCCAGUUAGAGAUUGGGAGCUGGACUUAAGAGGAUACAGAAUUCCAGUCAUCGAAAAUUUGGGAGCCACACUGGAUCAGUUUGACACAAUAGAUUUUACAGAUAAUGAUGUCCGCAAAUUAGAUAAAUUCCCACUGUUGAAAAGAUUAAAACAUGUCCUUCUUAGUAACAACCGUAUUGUUCGAAUAUCUGAGAAUCUUGAAGAAAAUCUUCCAAGUCUAGAGACCCUGGUAUUAACCAAUAACAACCUUAAAGAGUUAGCAGACAUAGAUCCCCUCAGUACAGUAACAACACUCAAACAUCUCAGUUUGAUGGGAAAUCCCAUUACAACAAAAAAGAACUAUAGAUUGUAUGUCAUACACAAGAUUCCAAGUUUAAGAAUACUAGAUUUUUCAAGAAUAAAAAUGAAAGAAAGAGAAGCAGCUUCUAAAAUGUUUAAAAAGAAGAAAAGUCAGCCACAACAAGCAACAGUUGCAGAAAAUGGAGGAGCUGCAAAAGCAAAAACAUUCACACCUGGAGAAAAACUCGUACCUGUGCGACCUACACCUUCCGGACCUACAAAACAAGAUGUAGCUGCUAUCAGAAAAGCAAUAGCCAAUGCAAAGACAUUGGAAGAAAUUGAAAGAUUAAAUCAGCUGCUGAAAUCUGGUCAAAUACCUGGACAAGAUGACAGUCCUAGGAGGUCAAGUGCUGAAACAGCAGGGUCAAAGAGGAAAUUUAGGGAAGAGGAGGAGGAGGAAGAAGAAGAGGAAGGGGAGGAAUAUGAAAAUGAAAGAGGGGAAAACAUGGAGGAUGAUUGAAUGUUUUCUUUCUGUUAUUGUUGUAUAUAUUUUAAUACAAAUCUUCAUUGCAUAGUUGUUGGGUUGGCCAUCUUGUUAAGCAACCGCAUUAUGACAUCAAUAGCUCUUAGAUAUCCUGUCUCCAGUUUAAAAAAAUUAUUUCUUACAUUUUAAGUUUUAACAUAAGUAGUGUAUCAAAAUCUGGUAAGUAUGAAAUAGUUGGUACUCACUUCAAAUUCAUCAUCCUUUCCUGUUCAAGUUUUUGUAGAAGGGCUAUAUAUAGUUUGUUCUUAUCACUACUGGAUUUACUCUUCAUCAAAUGUCAUUAGGGAAUAAUGAUAUCAAUCACCAUCUACAAAAGACUCAAAUCUGUACUAUUUUUCAGCAGUGAUCCAAGACUACUGGCUGGAAGAACUGCAAUGAUCAGUCUGGUUCAGACUCCGUCAACCAUAAUAUUAUUUAGUAUAGUCUCAUAUUAAGUCUGAUUGUUCUGAUACUACACUUCUGAUAAGAGCAGUCAGAUAACUUAUUGGGGCAUUGUGUCACAUAUUAUGUUGACAGUCCAGAUACUAUACUUCUAUUUUAAUUUUUGUGACAGAUUGUCAUCCCCAUUUUUUUGUACAUUGUUUUUUUUAAAAUCAGGUUCUGUCAUAUCUCUUUUGACCUUACCUGAAGAGAUGAGCCAUGUUCAGUUUUUUAACCUGAUAAGAACAGAAUUUUUGCAACACAACAUGGAGUGAUUUGUUGAUGUAAAUUAAACUGUUUUACAAAUG
Messenger RNA from Physella acuta, 1707 nucleotides. RefSeq names its product U2 small nuclear ribonucleoprotein A'. Gene Ontology annotation, biological process: mRNA splicing, via spliceosome. Gene Ontology annotation, molecular function: protein binding; U2 snRNA binding. Gene Ontology annotation, cellular component: U2 snRNP. Lineage: Eukaryota; Metazoa; Mollusca; Gastropoda; Physidae. The record is from RefSeq and is a predicted model, not a curated record.